AUGCUCGUACCAGUGAUGAACCCCCAGAGGAUAAAGAAGGUCUGCUGCUGCCUCAUCCUCAGGCUGAACCUCGAACGAGAAGAGAGAAAACCUUCAAACCUAAACAGCCAAAUCAGGAAGUCGUGUGAAACUAAACGCUUCCUGUCAGUCUCAAUCUUGCUUGCCCUUGUGUCCCUUGUCAGUUCGUCGUCGUUGUAUGGUGGUUUGGUUCCUGUUCCCGGUGUUCUGGAUUUCCCUGUUCCGCCCUCCUAUGGUCCCGCUCCUCCUAAGAUCCUCUCUCUGUGGGCGGAGGGCAGCGAGCUGUCUGGGUUCACCGCCCUGUGCCGGGUGCAGGGUUCCCCGCCGCCGGACGUCCAGUGGCUGGGUACCGAGGGGUCCAUGCUGGAGGGGUCCAUGCUGGAGGGGUCCAUGCUGGAGGGGUCCCACCCCCUGGCUCAAGGCUCCAGGGAGCGUUUCCACACGGUGAGCCAGCUGAGGGACGUGUCUCCGGGGCAGCAGUACACCUGCAGCGCCUCAAAUCCACUGGGCAAGGACCAGGCCGUCCUGUACGUGCUGCCCCCCCGACCCCAUGUGGGCGGGGCCUCUACUCCCCUGUUGCUCCUGCUGUCCCUGCCUCUGGGGGCCAAGGUGCUCCUCCUCCUCCUGCUGGGGGGGGUGUGGGCGGUGCAUGGCGUCCGCUGCUGGAGGAAGUAA
Molecule: messenger RNA, 693 nt
Organism: Trematomus bernacchii (emerald rockcod)
Lineage: Eukaryota; Metazoa; Chordata; Actinopteri; Perciformes; Nototheniidae
Product: sialic acid-binding Ig-like lectin 15
Exons: 3
Coding region: 1-693 (230 amino acids)
Biological process (GO): regulation of osteoclast development; regulation of actin cytoskeleton organization; regulation of bone resorption
Cellular component (GO): plasma membrane
Source: RefSeq, a predicted model, not a curated record